CGCCGAAACCGCCGAAACCGCCGCCGCCGAAACCGCCCAAGCCGCCGUCGGAGAAACCGCCCGCGUCGGAGGUGGCGAAGUGGAGGUUCGAUCAAACGCAAAGUAAUGGUAAGCGGCGCGCAUCGGAUGCGUCUUCGUCGGAGGAAGAGGGCGAGUAUAUACCGCCGCCGCCGAAACCACCCGCCGGGACGCCGCCGCCCGCGGACGUCCUCGCGAAGAAGAAAGCCAAGCGAUCGCGUCCGAAGGUUGAGCCGUCGCCGAGCGAAGAUUGCGCUCCACCGCCACCGCAACCACCGUCAAAUCCGCCUCCUGAGUCAGCGAAGACGAGUAGAGAACAGAAAUUGCGGAUGCCGAAACCAGAGUCCUCCACAGACGAAGAUGAGGAUGACGAUGUGUAUCUCUCGUGCGAGGAUGAGCUAGAAGACGGCGAGCUUCCCCGUCUAGUGGACCUUUUCUUCGACUCCGAGGAAACGCACGAGGAGGGAGACGAGGCGAAGACGAUGAAAUUUGAAAAAAUUGAGCCUCGAGCGACGAGUCACGAGUUGAUGGCUGGCGGUGAGUUCGACAGCAUUGAGAGUAUCGCACGGGUCCAAGAUGACGCCAAGGAGACAUUUCUCAAUAACGUCAACUCUCCGGAAAUCAAGGACAAAAAACGCUCGAAGACGAAGAAGCGUCUGAGUGUUGGUGGGGAUGAGAGCGACCAUCCGGAACUCUCGCGUUUGAUCAAGGCGCGCAAGUUAGCGCUGGUUUUAGACUUGGAUCACACGCUUUUGAACAGCGUUUUGGUGCCUUCGCUUCGAACGGAGGCAAAUUCUUUACAAAAUGCGAUGCGCCUGCUGGAUCACGACGUCGCUCGAGCGGAAAGAACAGGGGAUCCACUCCAGAGAUCGUGUUUUCACUUGCCGCAUUUCGACCUGUUCACAAAGUUGCGCCCGGGCGUCAGAAGUUUUCUCGAGCGCGCGUCCAAGUUGUUUGAGAUUCACAUCAGUACCAUGGGGUCGCAAGCAUACGCAGACCAGAUGGUGGCUCUACUCGAUCCAGCGAAGAAGUGGAUAAAUGGCACCGUCAAGGGGCUCGGAGAGAUGGAGAACGGCAGGUUGAUCGCGCCGCGGUACAAGAGUCUGGACGACUGCGGUUUGGGUGAACUCACCGAUGUUUCCGUCAUCUUCGACGAUACCACCGACGUUUGGGCUCAAAACCUAAAAAGUUUGUUCACUUGUGAGCGUUACUUAUUCUUCCCGCAGGCGCGUAGACAGUUUGGAUUACUCGGUUCAUCGCUCCUCGAAGUGGGGCAGGACGAGAGCGAGAGCGAAGGAAUGCUGAUGACGGCGAUAAAUGUGUUCGAAUCCGUACACGCGGAGUAUUUCAAGCGCCGAGACGCUCUGAAGGGAAAGAAAUCGCCGUGCAUGCAAGACAUAUUAGAAGAACGGCGCAAGGUGGUCCUCUCUGGCGUGCACGUCGUCUUCAGUCGAGUCUUCCCGUUACACGUGAAACCCGAGGAGCAACCGCUGUGGAUCCUGGCUGAGAAUUUUGGCGCAAAUUGCUCGAGUGAGAUAACGAGCCAUACAACACACGUCGUCGGGACUUCGAAAGCGACGGCCAAGGUUCGAGAGGCGCUCAAACGCGGUGGAAUACACGCGGUGACCCCGCACUGGCUCGAGUGCUCCAUGUUAUUCUGGCGACGCGCGAGCGAAAAGAAUUUCACGAUCGCGCACCAUUAG
This is a messenger RNA of Ostreococcus tauri, 1721 nucleotides long. RefSeq names its product NLI interacting factor. The annotation marks the transcript as partial. The transcript has a single exon. The record is from RefSeq and is a predicted model, not a curated record. Gene Ontology annotation, molecular function: RNA polymerase II CTD heptapeptide repeat phosphatase activity. NCBI's taxonomy places the organism in Eukaryota, Viridiplantae, Chlorophyta, Mamiellophyceae, Mamiellales, Bathycoccaceae.